Molecule: messenger RNA, 1401 nt
Organism: Phytophthora nicotianae INRA-310
Lineage: Eukaryota; Oomycota; Peronosporomycetes; Peronosporales; Peronosporaceae
Exons: 1
Coding region: 61-1206 (381 amino acids)
Molecular function (GO): NAD+ binding
Source: RefSeq, a predicted model, not a curated record
UUUCCCAUUUGCGCUCAGUAUACCUGGUGUGCUGGUCUCAAGCACAUCAGUGGCUGCAUCAUGUUGGCCUCGUCCAAGCGGUGUCGCGCGCCCAGCGACAGCGACGACUACCUCCCUGCUGCUCACAACUACCAAUUGGCGCCCAUGAAGGCGCUUCUGCGCUCAGCCAGACGAGAUUUCUGCCUAGACAGUCUACAAAACUCGUUCCCCAUCAAGUCCGAAGAAGAUUCAAAGCCCCAAGAAUCAGCACUAAAACACGAGCAAGUGGGCAAUAACUCAGACCAAGAGCUCAACCAAAAGUGCCGCAUACUGGCCGAACUGAUCGCUAAUUCCCGACACCUGGUGGCCUUCACGGGCGCCGGCAUCAGCACGUCCGUGGGCAUCCCAGACUACCGCGGAGAGCACGGUAUCCGCACCAAGAACUUUAAGAAACGACAGAAAAUCGACGAGGAUAAUGAUGAGAGCAGUGAUGCAGACGAAAGCGACGUUAAAAUCGAGGAGAGCAAGCCUAUAAUCCCAGAUUUUAACAAACUGGUGCCUUCCACGACGCACAUGGCACUCCAUGAGCUCCAUCGACUGGGCUACUUGAAGCACGUUGUUUCCCAAAAUGUGGAUAAUUUGCACCUAAAAAGUGGCAUACCGGCGAGUGCGUUGACGGAGGUGCACGGUAAUGCCACUCACGCCAAGUGCGAGACUUGUGAGAAGAUUUAUACCAAGGACUUCCCGUGGACCGGGCUGUGUGACGACCCCGAGUGCGUAAGUACAAAACGGCCAGUCGAGCAGAGACUGAGAGCUCGCACACGACACGGUAACGGCAGGUUGAAACGGAACGUCGUGGGUUUCGAUGAGCCGCUGGGGGAUAUUGACUUGGCUAUCGACGAAUGUGAGGCAGCCGAUGUCGCGCUGGUACUGGGCACGUCUCUAAGAGUCGAACCGUUCUCGGAAAUGGCUGGAGACUAUGCAGGAUCGCUGUGUAUUGUCAACUUGCAGACGACAACAUCGAAACUGGAUCGUCGAGCGGAGGAAACGGGAGUUCGGCUGUUUGAGAAGACGGAUGUGGUGAUGGAGAAGAUGAUGCAGUAUCUGAUGAAUGACCCUAGUUAUCGUGUUCCCAAGUGGACUGGACAACAUCCAACCUCUGUGUUUGAACCUGAGCACGAGAGCAAGAACCUCGUCAACGUACUCGCUGGGCGUAUGCUAUCAUGACAGACUUGCCUCGUCACCAAGCUGGUAAUUUAUAUAUCUUGCAGUUUUUUUUUCCUAACGGGCAAUAAUUUUUUUGAAGAAACACGAGAAUUCUAUGCGUUAAAAAAACAUUGACGAUCUGAUCUCUACGCCUCGUUCAUGAGCGCCGUAAUUUCCUUGUAGUCUGCGAUAAGAGCGUCUAGUUCUUCCGAGUAU